AUGUCGGAAGUAGUAGACGAUAUUGAAUGCACGCUAUCUAGCGAUACUCUGAAGGCUCUUCAAGAAUUCAGGCAGGAGGAGCAGGAAAGAGAAGCCAGCUUUAAGCAAUUAUAUGACGCAGCUCAAAAUGACUUCGAAAAUCAAAAGGUGAUGGAUUUGUUCAAAGAAGAUUGGCAGCUCUCACAGUUCUGGUACGAUGAGGAAACUGCAGACUUAUUGGCCGACGCUUUAUUAGAUGGCGCCGAUAGCGACACAGUGAUUGCGAUUUUGAGUGCCCCAUCAGUUUAUGCAGCAAUAAAGAAGCGCCCGGCUUCUAGCAUUCCCACAGCACACAUACAUCUUUUCGAAUUUGACACUAGAUUUGAAGUUCUUGGAGGCUCCACAAACUUUCACUUUUAUGAUUACAACAAGCCCUUGUCAAUUCCGCCACAACUGAAGGGAAAAGUACACAGGUUUUUGAUCGAUCCCCCAUUUCUGAACGAAGAGUGUCAAAGCAAAUUUUCCACCACCACCAAGGCAUUGCAACAUCCUGACUUCACAUUGAAGUCUAAAUAUGGUAAUCGGCAGCACGCCAUAGUCUCCAGCACAGGCGAACGUAUGGCAGGUGUGGUUUCAAAUCUGUAUCCUGACAUCAAAGUUACUGAUUUUCGACCAGCCCAUGCCAAGGGUUUAAGUAACGAGUUCAGGUGUUACGCUAAUUUCGAGUGGAAGGGGUGGAAAUUUGAAUAA
Molecule: messenger RNA, 729 nt
Organism: Lachancea meyersii CBS 8951
Lineage: Eukaryota; Fungi; Ascomycota; Saccharomycetes; Saccharomycetales; Saccharomycetaceae
Source: the annotation of a GenBank genome assembly